GUUGAAUGGCUCCCAAUGAGAAGCACUGAAAGAACCAGACUGUCUUUAGCCAAAGAAAAGAAAACAAUGCCACGAAUUUGACCCACGGAAGAUUUAAAAUUUCUACCACAGUGAGCUCCUGUCAUGUAGACCGGACCUGAUUGUCACUAUGGAUGAAAGCAGCCUGGAAGAAGCCAUCAAGACCUACAACGCUCAGCUUCAGCAGGUGGAUCUGGCGUUAGCUGCUGGUCUGGGUUCUGCUGAGCAAGCUGACCUGCUGAAGCUCAAGGAAGAUCUGCACCAACUCAUUGAAUUAACAGAGUCCAGUCUAGUGUCUGUGAAAAAAAGCCAGCUGCUGGCUUCCUUAGAGGAACCCUCAAGGAACCAAAAUGUAAUGUCAGUUACUGAAGAAACGAUUCAAGAAAACAGUUUGGAGAAUGAAUUUGCAGCUUUCUAUGCUGAACUGUCAGACAACACUGCUGAGGUCAGACAAAAUGCUAAACCUGAUGAUGAAGAUGAGGAACAAGAAGAGAACCAGUCUGAACCAGAUGAAGAGGAGGAUUUAAGCGGAACAAAAGUGUGUGCACCCUACCGUACCUCUUGGGGAACCCUAGAGUACCACAAUGCCAUGGUGGUUUGCCCUGAGGAGCCAGAAGGGGAAGAGGCCCUAGUCCGGGUGCUUUACCUCCAUCCCACAAACAAAUCCAUGAAACCCUGUGGAUUCUACCUUGAGGGCAAGUGCCGUUUCAUGGACAACUGCAGGUACUCUCAUGGUGAGGUAGUGUGUGUAUCAGAACUAAGGGACUUUGUGGAGGCAGAUAUUAGUAACAUGGAGUCCGGCUCCACAUGUUUGGCCAAGCAUGAAGAUGGCAUCUGGUACCCGGCCAGAAUAUCAGAGAUUGAAGGUGGUUUUUACACAGUGAAAUUUGACUCGCUGCUGCUGAAGGAGGCUGUGCUGGAAGCUGAUGGGAUCAUCCCUCCUCUACGUCAGGAAGUGUAUUCCUCCUCCUCCUCCUCAGACUCUGAGGAUGAUCCUGACCAGCUUUAUGUUUUUACUUCAUCUAGAGAGGAGGAUAUGACCAAGGUAAACAGUGAAGAGUUUUGUGGUUGGGAGGCUCACACACGUGGCAUUGGCUCAAAGCUCUUGCUGAAAAUGGGUUAUGAACUUGGGAAAGGCUUGGGGAAAACACUGUCUGGUCGUGUAGAGCCAGUUCAAGCAGUGGCUCUUCCUAAAGACAGCUCGUUGAACCAGUGUGCUGAGUUCACUAAGAAAAAGACUGCAGCUGCAAUUGCCAAGAAAAACCCAUCCUCUCAUAAACCGAAGGCUAAAAAGACAAAAAUCUCCACAUCAACACGUCAUAAUGUUUUUGAUUUUCUGAACUCUAAGCUUGGUGGUAAUGCUCAGCCUGCAUCACAUUCAAGCUCAUCAGUCACUGGUGCAGAGGCCUACAGGGGCGGAAAGAGCACCAAACGCUCCCUGAAUGUUCGUUUCUUCCAAGCCACAGAAAAAGUAGCUCAGGUGGAGAGAGAAAUCAAAAGGCUCACAGAGUCUCUCAGUAGACGAAAUGGAAGGGAUGCUACAGUGGUCAGUCGAAUAGAGGAGAAACUCAGUGCCUCUCGCAAUUUGCUGGAGCAGUUGAAGGCUCAGGAGCUGUCCAUCCAGAGAGAACAGAAAAAAGCAGACGCACAUAAGAAAAUGACUGAAUUCUGAGAAAAUAUAUUAAACUUCUGUCAUUUUUUUACACUGUUAUAAUGUUACUGGGGAUUUUAGUUUUGUAUAUUUUACCAGUAGAUGACAGUUAUCUAUACCAGUUGUGUUAAAAUUAAA
Messenger RNA from Xyrauchen texanus (razorback sucker), 1807 nucleotides. RefSeq names its product zinc finger CCCH-type with G patch domain-containing protein-like. The coding region runs from base 149 to 1690 and encodes 513 amino acids. Gene Ontology annotation, molecular function: metal ion binding; DNA-binding transcription factor activity, RNA polymerase II-specific; RNA polymerase II cis-regulatory region sequence-specific DNA binding. Gene Ontology annotation, biological process: regulation of transcription by RNA polymerase II; negative regulation of DNA-templated transcription. The transcript has 7 exons. Gene Ontology annotation, cellular component: nucleus. The record is from RefSeq and is a predicted model, not a curated record. NCBI's taxonomy places the organism in Eukaryota, Metazoa, Chordata, Actinopteri, Cypriniformes, Catostomidae.